Molecule: messenger RNA, 2763 nt
Organism: Fomitopsis serialis
Lineage: Eukaryota; Fungi; Basidiomycota; Agaricomycetes; Polyporales; Fomitopsidaceae
Product: velvet factor-domain-containing protein
Exons: 8
Coding region: 101-2488 (795 amino acids)
Source: RefSeq, a predicted model, not a curated record
ACUAAGACGCGUCCCCGUUGCCCUCUGCGCGUGCGGCGACCUCAUAAUCUUGCGAAAAGGCGUGUUACUCCCGACAAAUCGAACGAGCAUCGCCCACACGAUGGAGGACGACCAACAGCAGUUCGUGCACGCCCAACUGCCGGUGCACUCGCAGUAUGACAGAGACAGACUUGAGUACGAACUCGUGGUUCGGCAGGAACCAAAGCAGGCUCGGAUGUGCGGUGUAGGAGCGGACCGUCGCCCAAUCGACCCGCCGCCUAUUGUUCAGCUUCGUGUCCUCGACCCCUCGCAACGUAGUCAAGGCGGAGACUCGCGGCCAAACUCACCUGAUGGUGCCGCCGCGAUGGCUGCGUCGCAGAGCUUCCUGCAGAACCCCUACUACUUCAUGUUUGCAAGCCUCGCAAAACCAGAUGAGGACGUCGAGCUACAUUGGCUCAAGGAUGGCAAAACACGAUGUACGACCGGUUCUGUCGUAUCCUCCCUGUACCACCUCAAAGACGCGGAGGCCGGUGGGACUGACGCGGGGUUCUUCGUCUUCCCUGACUUGAGCGUGCGGACCGAAGGCAGCUACAGAUUGAAACUCAGCCUAUUCGAGGUCGUCGGGAAUUGUGUCGACCAUUGCAAGUCAAUAUUUUCCGCGCCGUUUUAUGUGUAUACUGCGAAGAAGUUUCCGGGUAUGGAAGAAUCGACUGCUCUAUCAUGUUCUUUGGCUGAUCAAGGUAUCAAAAUUCGUAUUCGAAAGGAUAUCCGCGUACGACGGCGACCUGCACCAGGCGGCGAGGCGCCAAUACCCAUACCCAUUGCCGGACCUCCGCCUCCAGGCGGCGCGUUUGGGCCCGUUCCAGUGCGCCUCGAUGAUCCAAUGACGGACGAAGAACAAGGGCCCGACGAGAGGGAGAGGAGGCUCAGCAGCAGCUCUUCGAUCCCAUCAGUGCCUGUGCCCGAGAGGGAACCGCCACGGAGACCGGAUAGCGACAGGGAAAGCGACCGAGAAGAAACCCAAAGACGUAUCCCUGUGCGGCGCGAUUCGGCCCCUAACACGGCCAGUCGUCGAGGAAGCGCAAGUGAUAGAGGCUCAAAGCGGAGGAGAGGAGACAGCAGCACGUUGAGUAUUGGGACGAGCGUGAGCGGCGGCAUGGUCGACGGGCCAGAUGUGACCCCUAUCAGCGCGGGACCUUCGAGCGCGGGUACAGGCUGGGGCGCGAUUGAUCCUGCGUUGAGCGCGCCGUCGACCACCACUCAGCAAUCUCCUGCGACACCGACUUCCUCGUCCGCCGAGCAUCACUAUGCACCCGCUACCGUUCAUCAGUCCCCUCCCGCGGGAUACGAACAUCGCUAUUCUGCACCGCCCGCCCAGGCAGGCAUUCCCGCCCCGGCCCCCACUUCUGCUCCUAGCUAUUCAUAUGAACCCCACCAAGCACCGCCAACCGGUCAUCACUACUCUGCACCAGCAGCACCUCAUUCGUAUGCGCAUGUGCCGCCGCAGACACAACAGCAUCAUGCGUCUGCCUAUCCUUACCCACCACCGGCACCUGCUGCCAGACCUGGGCAUACGACCCGCCCCGCCCCGGCGCAUCACGCUCAGACACACCCGCCUCCGCCCCCGCGAUAUCCAGACUACCCGCCUUACGCCCAGCAGCAGGGAUACGGCGGCUACUACGAUUCGCCACAGCACCAGCACCAGCAGCCGCAUCACGUUCCUCCUCCGACCUCUCAUCCUGCCCAGCAUUCUUACCAUCAUCCUGGAUAUGGCCCGGCGCCUGCGCCGCCUUCUCCGAACUCCAGUCAGGCCCCUGCCCCCGUAUCCGACUAUUACCAGUCUGGGGCUCCAGCUGGGCGGACGGACAAUCGCUCCAGCUCGCAUGUACCGGCCGCAAGCACGGCCGGGACUGGAUACGCUCAAACAGCCUAUGCCCCCGCCCCGCCUCCUACGGCGCCGGGACCGAACCCGGGUAUACACCACCAUUACGGCGCACCCGCGCCUGUCUACUCCCAAUACGCCCAUGGUCCCGGCCAAGCCCAUGCACAACAGCAGUCCUCGGCCAGUGGGAGCCAGGGCAGUGGCCAAGCUGGCGCAAGCUCAAGCGGGCGAGGCCAUUACCAGCUGAGCACACCACCACAUCACCACCAAACGCAGCCGUACAGCGCGUACCCGCCUGCACCCGUUGCUGGCACCAGCGCGAGUGCUAGUGCGAGCGUCGCUACAACGGCGCCUGCGGAGACGGCCUGGGCGUACCCUGCUGCUGCUCCCGGCCCUGGCGUGAGUGCAAGUGCGUGGGGUGUAAUGCAGGAUGGGCCGUACGCCGCCAGCUAUGGCAACGCAGGUGCGCCGGGGCGCGAUGUCCACGGGCACGGUCCGAGAUUGGCGCCCUUGAGGGUAGGUGGAGGAGGCACACCCCCGCCUGGAUCAGAAGGUGGGAGAGGCGGCUCGAGCAAGAAGAACAAUCCAUUGAGCAUUGGCAACAUCAUCUCGGGAGACACAGGCUGAGGGCCUCGACGUCGUGCGGUAAGCCAUGACUGCGGUUCGGUUCGGUGGGAUGAAGGAGGAGUUUUGAGCGGGUGGGUCCUUGCUAUCGUGUCGUCGUGCUCAGUGUUUUGUUUUGUGGUGUUUGCACAUCUACUUGUACAUAGAUAUGUCGCUCAAAACCGGGUUCGUAUGGACUCAAAUUCCCGCUAGUUGUAUUCGUACCGUAGACUAUGUUUGCUCCAUGUACUCAAUCGUCUUUCUUGGCAUGUCUAUUGAUCAGUUGUAUAUCGUUCAGC